AUGGGGAAAGGCAUCUUCCUCAGCAAAGCGGUAGCAGUGACCUGUGUGGUUGCAGCCAUCGGUGCUGCGGCCACCAUCAUAGCCCUGUCUGUGGUGUUUGCUCAGGAGAAGUCGAAGAAUGAAGCAUUAUCUUCAUCCACAGCCAGCCCCAAUACCAUCCCCCCUGUCUCCACCACCCCCUCCACCCCGAAGGAGCCCUGGGACCAUUACAGACUUCCACACUCCCUCGCUCCUGUCUCCUACAACGUCACCCUGUGGCCCCGGCUGAAGCCCGACGCAAACGGCCUGUACAUCUUCACCGGACACUCAGUGGUGGUGUUCAGGUGUGUGAAGGAGACUGACCUCAUCAUCAUCCACUCCAAUAAGCUCAACCUCACCAAGUUCGAGGGUCACCUUGCUAAACUGACGGGGCUCAAUGGAGCCACUGCCCCCGGCCUGAAAACAUCCUGGCUGGAGAUUCCCACCCAGUUCCUGGUGUUGCAGCUCAACAGCCCGCUGCAGGCCGGCAGCUCAUACGAGCUCUUCACAGACUUUGUUGGGGAGCUGGCUGACGACCUGGGAGGAUUCUACAGGAGUGAAUACUUGGAGGAUGGGGAGAAAAAAGUUGUGGCCACGACUCAAAUGCAGCCAACGGAUGCCAGGAAAGCGUUCCCCUGCUUCGAUGAGCCGGCCAUGAAAGCUGUCUUCCACAUGACUCUCAUUCACCCCCCCGAGACGGUGGCUCUGUCCAACUCCAUCAGCUACGACCCUGUUAACGUCACUCGGGAUGGACACAGUUUAUUCCAGACGGCUUUUGAACCCACAAAGAUCAUGUCAACCUACUUGCUGGCUUUUGUUGUGUGUGAGUUCACAUUCACUACGACGAACACAACCGAAGAAGUUUUGAUCAGGAUCUGGGCUCGCAGGAAGGCCAUCGAGGAGGGUCAUGGAAACUACGCCCUGGAGAAGACCGGGCCCAUUCUGAAAUUCUUUGAACACUACUACAAUUCUUCUUACCCCCUGAAAAAGUCAGACCAGAUCGCUCUUCCUGACUUCAGUGCUGGAGCCAUGGAGAACUGGGGCCUGAUCACCUACAGAGAAACCGCCCUCUUGUACAAUCCUGGCGUUUCAUCCAAUGGAGACAAGGAGUGGGUGGCAACAGUCAUCUCGCAUGAGCUCGCUCAUAUGUGGUUUGGGAACUUGGUGACUACGCGGUGGUGGAACGACUUAUGGCUCAACGAGGGGUUUGCCACCUACGUCUCUUAUCUCGGAGCCGACUAUGCUGAACCAAAUUGGAAUAUGAAAGAUUUAAUAGUUCUGAAUGAGGUCAUUGGUGUGAUGGGUGUGGAUGCUUUGGUCUCCUCCCACCCACUCUCAUCCAAAGAGGAGGACGUCAUGAGGCCAGAGCAGAUCAGUGAGCUCUUUGACUCCAUCACAUACAGCAAGGGAGGUUCAGUCCUCAGGAUGCUCUCAGAAUUUCUCACCGAGGACGUCUUUUCCAGAGGACUCCAAACGUACUUAAAGGAGUUCCAGUAUAGUAACGCAGUCUACACAGACCUCUGGAAACACCUGCAAAUGGCAGUGGCUGAGUCCAGCAUAGUGCUGCCCCACUCUGUGGAGGUCAUCAUGAACCGGUGGAUCCUACAGAUGGGGUUCCCAGUGGUCACCAUCGACACAAAGACUGGAAACAUUUCCCAGAAACAUUUCCUGUUGAACCCCGACUCUGUAGUGAAUAGACCCUCAGAGUUCAACUACGAGUGGUUUGUCCCUGUUACGUGGAUUAACACUGGUGGAGCUGAACAGUCGUACUGGCUUCUUGAUAAAGAAGCAACAAACAUAAACAUGAGUCUUGGUGCUAAUGAGUGGCUGGUGGCCAACAUAAACAUGACGGGCUUCUACAGAGUCAACUACGACACUGAAAACUGGGAGAGCCUCCUCGCCAAGCUGAGCACCAAACAUCAGGAUAUUCCAGUGAUCAACCGAGCUCAACUUAUCGACGACGCUUUUAACCUCGCAAGGGCGAAGAUGGUGAGCACAACUCUGGCUCUGAGGACGACCAAGUUCCUCGAUAAAGAAGUGGAAUACAUGCCCUGGGAGACAGCCAGACGCAACCUGAACUACUUCUUCCUGAUGUUUGACCGCAGUGAAGUGUACGGGCCCAUGCAGGCUUACCUAAAGAAACAGGUCACUCCUUUGUUCAACCACUUCAAAGAGCUCACUGUCAACUGGACAAAGAUCCCAGAGAGUCACACCGACCAGUACAACCAGGUGAAUGCAAUCUCCAUGGCCUGCAGUACUGGAGUGGAAGGCUGUAAGGAGCUGACCACUGGCUGGUUCAGAGAGUGGAUGAAAAAUCCAUCUCUCAACAAAAUUAGUCCCAACUUGAAGUACACAGUGUACUGCAGUGCGAUCGCAGCAGGCGGAGUGGAUGAGUGGGACUUUGCUUGGUCCAUGUUCAAGAACGCCACCAUUGCUUCUGAGGCUGAUAAGCUCAUGUCUGCUCUGGCCUGCACCAAACAGCCCUGGCUGCUGAACAGGUAUCUGGAGUAUUGUCUGGACCCAGCGAAGAUCCGUAAGCAGGAUGCCACCUCCACCAUCAUUACCAUUGCUAGUAACGCCAUCGGUCAGCCUCUGGCAUGGGACUUUGUCAGAGCCAAAUGGAACCAUAUAUUCAACGACUAUGGCGGAGGAUCUUUUUCCUUCGGAGGACUAAUUAAUGGACUGACCAAACGAUUCGCCUCUGAGUUUGAUUUGAAACAGUUGAAGGACUUCAAAGAAGACAAUGCCGGGCAGUUCGGCUCGGCCACCGCGGCUCUCGAGCAGGCGCUGGAGAGAACCGAGGCCAACAUGCAGUGGAUGGCCGUGAACAAGGACGAGGUGCUGAACUGGUUCAACAGUGAAACUUCUCCGCUUUAACUCUCCAGAUUGUUUUUAAUUUUUACUCUAGCUGGAACCAAAUGUGUUGUUAUAAAUGUUCUUAAUGUGAUUUUGAUUAAACAUUUUUAUGAAUAAAGACUAUUUUAGCAAAA
This is a messenger RNA of Cottoperca gobio, 3008 nucleotides long. RefSeq names its product aminopeptidase Ey-like. The transcript is spliced from 20 exons. Gene Ontology annotation, cellular component: plasma membrane; cytoplasm. NCBI's taxonomy places the organism in Eukaryota, Metazoa, Chordata, Actinopteri, Perciformes, Bovichtidae. Gene Ontology annotation, molecular function: zinc ion binding; metalloaminopeptidase activity; peptide binding. Gene Ontology annotation, biological process: proteolysis; peptide catabolic process. The coding region runs from base 1 to 2895 and encodes 964 amino acids. The record is from RefSeq and is a predicted model, not a curated record.